Salvelinus fontinalis (brook trout) is the source of this 1496-nucleotide messenger RNA. RefSeq names its product capping protein-inhibiting regulator of actin dynamics-like. The record is from RefSeq and is a predicted model, not a curated record. NCBI's taxonomy places the organism in Eukaryota, Metazoa, Chordata, Actinopteri, Salmoniformes, Salmonidae. The transcript is spliced from 2 exons. Bases 20 to 778 code for a protein of 252 amino acids.
UCCUGUAGUCUCUGAGGAGAUGGACACCUCUUCUUCUUCUGGACGAUCUCCGUCUCCUACUGGGACUGUCUUCUUACCCCCUCCUAUCAUGUGGAACAGUCUCUACAAGCAGGCAGAGAUGGAGGCUCAGUUCCUGAGAGAAGAGAAGAAGACCUGUACAGAGAAGGAAGCCCACAUGCUUGAGUUGAGGGGGAAGGAUCGAACGAUCCAAAAUCAGAAGAAGGAGAUGGACAGACUUCAAGUGUGCCUCUGGGAGGAGGAAAAGAAGAAGAGGAAUGGUGGAACGGAGAAGGACGAGAUGAUUGAACAACUACAGUCUGAGACAGACCAUCUCAGAGCCCUUUUGAAAGAUGAAAGGAGGAGAAGAAGAGUAGAAAGGGGUAUAAUGAAAGAGUGGAAGGCUGAGAUCCUGAGACUGAGGGAGGCAGAGAGCCAGAGGGAAGCAGAGAGACAGAGGGAGGCAGAGAGCCAGAGGGAAGCAGAGAGACACAGGGAGGCAGAGAGACAGAGGGAGGCAGAGAGACAGAGGGAGGCAGAGAGCCAGAGGGAGGCAGAGAGACAGAGGGAAGCAGAGAGAAAGAGGGAGGCAGAGAGAGCCACAGAAUGGGAGGAGAACCAGGGGAAAAUGCAGGAGAUCAACAGACUAAAACAACUGCUGGAGCUGCUGAUGGUGGACCUUCAACUGGCCCACGUAAGACAUGUCAUUGUUAUUAUUAAAAGGCAGUGUAUAUUCACCCGGCUGAAAAUGAAUGGCGGCAGUAUGCUAACCCAAUGUUAACUUUUAUGCCUUUCCUAAACGUUAACCCUUACCUUAACCUCACUGAAACUAUACCUAACCUUUACCAUAACCCAACCCUAGGUCCUAAACCUAACCUUCAUUUAUCUCAACCCCUACGCCUUUCUUCUGCCGGUUGAAUAUCCACUUCCUUAUUAACGUCAUUACUGUUGUUGUUGUUGACAACUGUAUCUGUGCAGGUUGUAAAUAAUUGCAUUAGUGAAACAUCAUUUGUAGGAGUAAUUUCUACAAGCAUAAACAUCAGAGGCAACAUUGUUGUAACAUCACACAAAUUGCAAUGGGAAUUUCUCAAACCCCUAACUGGAUGGGCAAGCUAGUUGUGUGUUUGUAUUUGUACACAUUUUGGACAUAAUUGAUUCCAUAAAAUGUCUCAUAAUUUUUUCAAACCAUGUCAAUACAUUAAUUGACAAUGAAUUGUCCAGAUGAAUUGAUCAAAAUGACUCUGCUAUUGAUGUUGUCCAGUGUUUGAUUCAAUUACCUAGGUCUAAGUUGUAUUUCUAUGUAUCAUUCUCUGCAAAUGCUUUGAAAGUAUGUCUUGGUCAAAGAUUAUCACUAAUUUAACCUUUUCAAAUUAAGCAAGAGAUAGAGAGAUUGAGGAUCAGGCAGAAAGUCAUGGAGGAUCAGCGACCAAGACUGGCCUGGAACAACAAACCUAUUGAGACAGAAAGAGAGAGGGAAAGAGAGAAAGAAAGGGAGAGAA